Messenger RNA from Trichoplax adhaerens, 1704 nucleotides. RefSeq lists its product as uncharacterized. The transcript is spliced from 10 exons. Gene Ontology annotation, biological process: regulation of DNA-templated transcription; maturation of SSU-rRNA from tricistronic rRNA transcript (SSU-rRNA, 5.8S rRNA, LSU-rRNA). Bases 1 to 1704 code for a protein of 567 amino acids. Gene Ontology annotation, cellular component: nucleolus; preribosome, small subunit precursor. Gene Ontology annotation, molecular function: zinc ion binding. Lineage: Eukaryota; Metazoa; Placozoa; Uniplacotomia; Trichoplacea; Trichoplacidae. The record is from RefSeq and is a predicted model, not a curated record.
AUGUCAUACUCGUAUAAAUUAUCCCAGUAUUAUCCUCUAGACCUCUACCAUCGAUUUCUCGCAGUGCUGUUUACUCGUCCGGACAUCGCGAUGUCAUCCAUUUGUACUUCACUACGCUCCCAUCCGGGUGCAAGCUGUAUCGCAAUCCGCAAUGCGCGUAAGUUAACAAAUGGAUUAACUCAUAACUUCUCUAGAAGAAAAAAGAAGCCUCGCAAGUGUUUUACAUCUGCACAAGAAGAUCAUUCCAUUGUGGUUACAUUUACAGUUGACACUGCUGUAAAGGCUGGCCAAGGCCAACAUGAGCUACACUUGUCUACUCACUACACUUUUCAUAACACUUCCAAGAGUGACAAUGAAGAAGAUCGGAUGUCUACAUCAUCUAAAACAAGUGAUUUCUAUCAAUUUCCAUUCGAAACGGAUUGCCUUGACACAAGCGCGCAGUAUUGCCUAGUAACAGAGGGAUGUCUACAACCAUUAUCAAUUGAAAAUAUAUACCAUCAAGAGAAUCACCUUGUCCAUUGGUGUAGGUCAUGUGGCACAACUCAAACACCGCUUUGGAGGGAUAUCUCUUUGCAGCCAGAUGUCAGAAGAAAAUUAAUAUGGACUAAUAUUAACAGAUAUCGAUUCUGUAAUGCAUGCGGCAUCCGAUUGAAAAAUUGUAAAAUUUACUGUGGAAUGUGCUUUUACAUUCCUAAAAAGAAGGAUCUAUCUCAAAACUCUUGUCAAAGAUGUAAAAAAGAAAAAACGGAAUGUGAUUUACGCGAUCUCGCUUCAAUGUCGAGUUGGUUCUUUUACUUCCUAUAUGCUGUAGACUUACUUUGUAUGCCUGAUGUGUGCAAAACUAGUUCUCAUGUUCGCAUUCUGGAUACCGUACCUAUAAAAUUUCGCAACAGCGCAUCCCUGCUGUCUCCCUCCUCAAGUCAUACUCUUCGAGAGAGUUGUAAUCCUCGCCACUCGGCUAUGCGCGAAUCACCGAUGGAUAAAAAUAAUCGCAGUACGUCAUCACAGAAACCUGCCAGAAGCUUUGCUUCUAAAGCUUCGAUAAAGCAAAAAAUAAAUCCGAAGGAAACGAAAAAACCUCUUAAACGGCAAAUGAGAGACGCUGAAAGAUUACUGAGGAAUCCAAAGUUGCAGGACAAUAUUCGUCAAGAAAAAGAGCUAUUAAUAGAGAAGCUUUCUUCACAACUGAAGCAGAAUAAGUCUAAACUAAAAGCAGCUAAAUAUGCCAAGAAAUAUAAAAAAGUGAAAUUUUUUGAAAAGAAAAAGCUAACUCGAAGGUAUCUAUCGUUGCGUAAAAAGUUAAAAAACUGCGAAACAGAGGACAGUGGAGAAUUGCAUGAAGAAAUGAAGCAAGUGGAAGCUCAGCUGAAUUACGUAAUAUAUUUUCCGCCUGAUAUUAAAUACAUUUCCUUAUUUCCAUCUAAACCUGGUCAAGACGAUAAAGUUAAUGCAAAGAAAGGCUAUGUUGUGCUUGUACUAAAUAAAGUAUAUAAUAAAUUUAUCACAACAGAUGAAAUUUUCGAACAGAUUAGUGAGGACGUUACGAAUGGAAAACUACCAGGAUAUAGUAAUUUAUUAAACAAAGACCCCAAAAGAAAUAAACGCCAAGCGAAGAGACUUACUAAUAAAGGUUCCAACUCAAAGCAAGAAGACGAGUUUUUUAUUGUUGACCGAAUGCCUGAUGAGGAUAUCAUUGAUGGUUGA